AUGUCUCGCAUGUCCUCUGAAGCAUCAUGGAACCUAUUCAGUCCUCUAAUGACUGAGUACUCCUCCAUUGUCAACCUUAUCUCUCUUGUCUGUCUCGGUUUAGGUCUCAUGUUAUUCGUUCCCGUCAUUCUUCUUGUGAUAUUCGACUUUGUUCUUUGGAUGUGGAGGAACAUCUGUAACGAUAAUCCUCCACCGACUGACGAGCCCGAUACUGUUGUCACUACGAACCCACAUGCUGCGGCGAUAGCAACAGGAAUAGAUAAAGCAUCACUUUAA
Messenger RNA from Fusarium pseudograminearum CS3096, 276 nucleotides. RefSeq lists its product as uncharacterized. Bases 1 to 276 code for a protein of 91 amino acids. Lineage: Eukaryota; Fungi; Ascomycota; Sordariomycetes; Hypocreales; Nectriaceae. The record is from RefSeq and is a predicted model, not a curated record. The transcript is spliced from 2 exons.